CCAGUCUGGCUCUGACUGAUGUGAUGCACACUCAGGUUUCAGACCUCCACAUACGUCUGUUAUGAUGUUAAACAGGACGGACGCAUCCUCACCCGUCCGCACCUCCUGCUCAUUUACAGGAAACGCAGGAACAGGAUGUUUGAGCUUUAAAAGAGAAGAUCAGACCGAGCUCCAGUCUCAGGCCACUUCACAGUCAGUUUAGAACCUGCUCCACCUGCUCUCAGACACGACACCAACUCACACAGGGGCCGUUUCUCUUCAUAUAUUUAUUAACGCUGAUGCAGCAGAUCUGCAGCGGACUUCAACCAGCAAACAGCAGCUUUAAACACGCUUUCCUGUGCUCAGCUUCAGGUUCUGAACCUCUGAUUCCAACUUAAUCAAGUCCGAUCAGAAAAGGACACGCUUUUAACUUCAUGCACAUGGAGCUGUGACCCGGUAGCGAUGACGUUCUUCAAAGCCGGCGCCGGACCCACGUAGGUUCAUUCGCAGCACAGCAGUCACUGACCUGCACACGGACCCUGAUCCUUUGCUCUGUCUCUGUCGGUUCCAAAAACCAAAGCAGCAGCUCUGCAGCACGUGAACGACUACAAACCUUCUGCUGAGGCCCAGCAGCUCAGGAUCCUGCUCCACGGCGCAGCUGGUUCUGAGGUCCAGCUUCAUGGACUCGGUCCUCGUGCUGAGAGGCCGGAUGUGGGUGGAGGCUCUGGUGGAUCUCGUAGUGGUUUGGUUUCACCAAAGCCAGACCUGAGGAACGUCUCUGAGACUCUGUCCUGUUUGGGUCUGAGCUCACGUGUUCUGGUGUCUGAGGCUGCUGCAGUUCAAUGCAGAUCCCAUGAACUGCAUCUUCCCUGUGAGGAACCACCACCACCGCUGGACGCGCUGGUCCUCAUGGACCUGCUGGUACCAGCUGUUUCUACAAACAUGGAUCCGUCUCAUCAUGAGAAGAUGAAGAGCAGCUUUACUGGAUCCACCGGAACAUGGUUCUGCUUCUGCACUUUCUUCUGCCUGUUUGAAACACGAUCAAAGCUUUUCACUCGUUGUCAAACAUUAAACAGAUCAAACUGGACCGAAGCUGCAGGUUCGUGCCUUUCGCUCCUGUUAACGGAUCCGUCCUGCAUCCGACUGACGAUCACAACAUGCUGUUAGACGGGAGCAGGCUGUCAGUGGACGCUCACAGCACCAGGGUUUCAGGGGCUUCGUCCCGUCUGCAUGUGGGACCCGUUGGACCUGAGUUCUGACCAUGAGCGUCCUCACAGAUCAUCAGCUGCGGGUUUAAUGACGCCUCCCGAACCUGCUGGGUUCGGUUGGUACCGGCUCAGAGCUCCAGCAGGGGGCGGGCUGCUGCUUCCACGGCCUUUCCGCUCUCACGUGCUUCUGACGAGUCACAGCUCAACUCCGCUAAACUCUCAGCUCAGUAAAGACGUGACGUGGGACGCGUAACGGUCGGUGUGAAGUGAAUCAUGCUCAGAGAAGAGACGUCUGAGAGUUCGGUCCGGCGCAGGCGCCAAACCUUCCCGUCGCCGAGUGGAGGGGCUUCAGGGGCUUUAGGAGAAAUCACGUGGUUGAGAGAAAAGAAAAGUGAAACUAAGAGGCAGCUUCCUGCGCCUCGUUUCCACGUCGCGCUUAUCUCUGAGCAGAACCGUCCAGAAGCGCGAUGGGAGGACAAGCAGCGACACCAGCUCCACCUCCAGUGUUUGAUAAACCGUGGAGGACCGUAGACUGGAGAGGAAAACAAAGAGCGCUGGAGAAGGUCAAUAAGUACAAACCAUAUACUGAAGAUCAGCACCUCCGGAUUCUGCUUCAUGGACCAGUCGGAGCGGGGAAGUCCAGUUUCAUCAACUCGGUCCAGAGCGUUGUGAGAAGCAACAUGAAUGUGAAGGCUCUGGCUGAUCACAGCUCUGGAAGUUGUUUCACCAAAGAGUUCACAACCUACAACGUCGAGCGAGAGGGUGGGGACGCCGUGCACCCGUUUGUGUUCAACGACAUCAUGGGCCUGAGCGCAAACAAAGGCGUGCUGGUGGAAGACGUCAAACUGGCCUUGAAGGGUCACGUGAAGGACGGCUACAAGUUCAACCCAGAGUCCAAACUGUCAGAGGGGGACGGGUUCUACAACAGCGCUCCGUCCGCCAACGACCGGGUUCACAUCCUGGUCUGCGUCAUUCCUGCCGACACGCUGUCGUCCAUUAACGACAGUAUCAUCAAGGAGAUCCGUGAGAUCAGGCUGGAGGCCAGUCGCAUGGGGAUUCCUCAGGUGGCCGUUCUCACCAAGGUGGACAUGGCCUGUCCAGAGGUGGGGAGGGAUCUGAAGAACGUCUACCUGAGCAAACGUAUAAAGAAGAUGAUGGAGCAGUUCAGCGCCGACUCUGGGAUCCCCAUGAACUGCAUCUUCCCUGUCAAGAACUACCACGAGGAGAUCGACCUCAGCGACGACAUGGACGCGUUGAUCCUCAGCGUCUUAAAUCACAUCAUCGUCUAUGGGAACGACUUCAUCAACAUGAAGCUGCGCAACAGUCGUUCAUAAUAUGCUGAUUUACCGUCAGCUGCAGUUUAUGACAUGUCGCUAAUAAUAAUCAUGUUAUAAUCAUCAGUAACACAUGGUGUGAUGACAACAUGGCUUUAAUUUAAUGUAGACCCAGCAGAUCCAAGUUGAGCUUAUUGUUAUUAUGGGAUGUAACUGAAAUGACAAUAACAGACACACGAUUUAAUGUGUUUGAACCUCGCUGGGUCUCACUGGUGCGGAUGCGAUCCAGCACCAGUGCUCCCAUUAGGAGAGGCGGGUCGGCUGGAGCGGGACAGGGAGCUCCGUCUCUGUGGUCCCGGUGCUGCCCGACUCACCAGCCGAGACGAGCUGACUCGGGCUCGGGAGGUGAGCUUGUUGUACAGGCUCCUUGUGCACAGCUUUGCGUUGAUCUGCUGCAUGAAUAAAGAAUAAUCACCAUCAUAAAAA
Betta splendens (Siamese fighting fish) is the source of this 2947-nucleotide messenger RNA. RefSeq names its product interferon-induced protein 44-like. The record is from RefSeq and is a predicted model, not a curated record. NCBI's taxonomy places the organism in Eukaryota, Metazoa, Chordata, Actinopteri, Anabantiformes, Osphronemidae. The transcript has 10 exons. Bases 1655 to 2521 code for a protein of 288 amino acids.